Scophthalmus maximus (turbot) is the source of this 979-nucleotide messenger RNA. Its product is annotated as nucleoredoxin-like protein 1. The record is from RefSeq and is a predicted model, not a curated record. Gene Ontology annotation, cellular component: mitochondrion. The coding region runs from base 54 to 725 and encodes 223 amino acids. Lineage: Eukaryota; Metazoa; Chordata; Actinopteri; Pleuronectiformes; Scophthalmidae. The transcript is spliced from 3 exons. Gene Ontology annotation, biological process: photoreceptor cell maintenance.
AUAAACUGUCUCCCUACAGCUUCCUGAGUCCUCAAUCACUGUGACCUUCAAUCAUGGUGGACCUGUUUGUUGAUCGGGUCCUGGUGAAGAACAACAAGGACCGGGACGAGCUGGACACAGAGCGUGAGAUCGCCAUGAGCCUGCAGAACCGCAUCCUGAUGCUCUUCUUUGCCUCUGCUGCACGCGACAGGUGCCAGCCGUUCGCCCUCACACUCACAGAUGUGUUCAAACGGUUGACAGAUGAGUUCUAUGUGGAUCGCUCUGCUCAGCUGGCUCUCCUGUACAUCAGUUUGGACGAGUCAGAGGAACAGCAAGAAAGCUUCCUCAAAGAGCUGCCCAAGAAGUGCCUGUUCCUGGCCUAUGAGGACCCCUACAGGAGGGAGCUGGAGGCCAUGUUCAAUGUGGAGGAGCUGCCCACAGUUGUGGUGCUGCGGCCCGACUGCUCCGUCCUCGUCCCCAACGCAGUGGAGGAGAUCCUCCGCCUCGGCCCGGACUGCUACCGCAACUGGCAGGAGGCGGCAGAGCUCGUCGACAGGAACUUCAUGAUCAGUGAGGACUUCGAGGGGAAGUCCAUGCGCAGCUUCACUGACCCCCUGAGAAGACUCAAGUACAAGGUGGAGGAUGGGAAGAAGCAAGAGAAGAAGCGUGGAAGGUGGGGUGAAGGCGGAGAGGCAGAGGUGGAUGGAGGAGAAGGAGGAGGAGGAGGAGGAGGAGGGUCGUGGUGAUGGAGACCAAAAGCAAGAGAUUGUGGAAAAGUUGCCAUGAUUAGUAAAACCUUUGGCACAAUAACCAUUUUUCUGGUGCUGCCCGCAGUGUGACACAACAAAAUCAUUUUUCACGACUGAAUAUCAGACAUUCAUGAAGUAGAAAUGUCAAACCAAUGUUGUGAUUGGUCCGAGCUGCAAACACAUCCUCAGAUAUGAGUGGACCUGCUGACUACCAAUAAAAAAAGUUAUGUACCACACUGAUGGAACCAUGA